This is a messenger RNA of Thunnus maccoyii (southern bluefin tuna), 4513 nucleotides long. RefSeq lists its product as uncharacterized. The coding region runs from base 231 to 1754 and encodes 507 amino acids. The record is from RefSeq and is a predicted model, not a curated record. The transcript has 8 exons. NCBI's taxonomy places the organism in Eukaryota, Metazoa, Chordata, Actinopteri, Scombriformes, Scombridae. Gene Ontology annotation, molecular function: protein binding.
CUGCUAAAUUGGGAAAAGGGGAUUUUUCCUGCAGGACCGUGAAUGCAGCAGCGGCUGUUGUAACGGUGUGUGUGUAUUUGACGCUCCGAGUCUCUGCAGUCGUCGAAAUUGAUGGAUAAACAUGAAAAGCUCCCCAGUACAGGCAGUGUUCAUGUGAAAAGUGAAAGCAGCAGCAGCAGCAGAGUCCGGAGCGGAGUGGCGGGAGCUGCAGCGGAGAUGGUUUGGCUGUCAUGAUUGCUCUCAUCUGGAUGCUGACAUGGCUGCCUCAGGUCCUGCCAGCUAUGAGUGAACUCCCCCCGCCAGUCAACUUGACCCUGACCUCCGACCAUUUCAUUCAUAUCCUGAAAUGGGCGUCAGCGCCAGGCACACCCACGGGAGUCUACUACCGUGUCGACUUCGCUACAGAGAGAGGAACCUUUUAUCCAGUAGCUGGCUGCGAGCGUGUCCAGCACCCACUGGUUUGCAACCUGACGGAGGCCUUCUCCAAGUAUGAAGAGGCCUAUUUUACCCAGGUUACAGCACGGCUGGAAACACAAACCUCACAACCGUCCACCUGCGAAGGAUUUCAACCCAUCAAAGACACUCACCUGGACCUGCCGCUGCUGACUGUGACACCAUGUAACAGAAGUCUGUGUGUGGACCUUCAGCCUCACAUGGAGCACCUGAGGGAGCACUAUGACCUGUUAAGAUACGAACUCAGGAUCCAGAGCAGAGAUACAGACAGAGACAAGUUCAUCGGCAACAUCAAGCCUCUGAGCAGGAAGAUUCUGACGGACCUGGUCCCUGGUAGACAGUACUGCGUCUCAGUCCGCUUCUCGGGCGACCUGAUCCUCAGGAACUCCAACUACAGCCAACCUCAGUGUGCCUUCGCUCCUGACGUCUACCCUGCAGACGCGUUGAUCUCUAGUGUGGUCUGUUCCCUGGUGAUGUGUGGUGUGGUCGUACUGGGCCUGCUGGGCUUCACUGGUUUCAUCUGUCUGAAACGGAGGCCACUGCCAGCAGUUCUGACAUCCAUCCGUCACUUGGAGGAGGUUCUGGUCAUCCAACUCCGCAACCCCUCCUUCUCUCCCCUCUCGAAUAUUAGAGCAACGCUGCCCUCUUCAGGCGGAAAGAGGAGCAGUCAGACACCAUCAGACGAGAGCGAUGGAGAGAGUGAAACGGAGAACACAGCUGGGAGCAAAGGAGGAGGUUAUAAACUGCGGGGGGGCACCAACCUCCUCUCUGCCUCCUCUUCAUCCUCGACAUCUUCAUCAGCUCCUUCACCCAGCUUGUCCUCAAACCCCAAAGCCGUGCUUCUCCCACCAGACUUCUUCAGUCCCCAACCUGAAGCCCAGAUAUCAGCAGCCGUACUGAACCCAACAUACAUGGCUUCGCUCUCUGAUUCCCUCCCAGAGUCAGUCCACAGUCCUCCUGCAGACACAGACAGCUCAACUGUAGAAAGAAUAGAGCUAAAGGAGGAGGAGGAGGAGGAGGAGGAAGGAGAUGGGAGCAGCCAGGCCGUGAAUCUCCUCACAUUAACUUUUGGCAGGCGUGAGGAGAAAGAGGAGGAGGAGGAGGAGGAAGAGGAGGAGGAGAAAUCACAUGUUGACAUUUCUGAGGUGGAGUCUCCCUUCGCCACCCUCAUCCUGCCCUCACAGACUGUGGACACCGAGGGGGUUGCCAUAGAAACAAUUUCCUGCUCGGUUGUCGAAGAAGAGGAAGAGGAAGAGGAAGAGGAUGCAGAGCUGUGUGGGUAUAUGAGGCGCCCAGUCUAAGGUGUCUUAAAGAAGUUAUAGAGAGCUUUACAGCUGGAACUUGCUCAGUUUUUGUCUUUUUUUUUUUUGUACUUUUAUAAAAGUGUUAAAACGGAGAGACUAUGAAGCUGACGGCGCACGUAGCAGCGCCGCUCAUUUCCAACCAAAACCACCAGUACGAACAGAUUCACUGUCUUCAGCUGCGUCAUCGUAUACAGCGACUGAGAAAACAUUAAUACUGACCCUCCCUAAUGCUCUGUCAGUGUCAGCGAUGGGGGGACAAAAUCCACAAUCUGAAUCUCAAUCUGUUCAAAAAUAUAUAUCAGAAACUAAUAUGAGGCUUCAACCAUCCAAAUUAGUAAAAUCAAGAACAUAUUUUCCACAAAGUGGGAAAUGUAUACUAAAAAGAUCUGUGGAAGAUGUUUACUUGACUGAAGUUUCAUGUUAGAUUUGCACAAAAUGAGGAUUGUAAAAACAGUUUUGAUGUUGAUUUGGGAUCCUGACUGUUGUUUUAAGACAGAUGAGAAGUGAUUUUAGGAAAAGUUGGUUCAUUCACUGUUUUUUUCUUUGUGACUUGUACGAAUCAUCACAUUUAUUUUAUGAUCGGCAUAUUUUUUGCAACAAAUCCUCUACAGUUUAGUCGUCGCUUCAGUCACUCCGACAGCUGCCUCAGUGUCACCGUGCAGUUAUACAUCACCUACUGUACUGUAUAGACUAAUGUCUUCUCAUCUAGAAUCUGUGUAACUCGACCACCGCUCCCGUCUGUCUCCUGGACCACUUUGCUUUGCGUUUUGUGGCGUCACACCAUUCACUUUUUAUUUCUGUCACAGCACACGUCACUCUGAUGACACAUUGCCGGCAGCUGAAUUUAUGUUUUGUUAUCGUUUAGCUGCUCCGCGGUUUAGACGCAUCAAACGUGCACCUCCUCAUGAGCAGGCGGCGUCGAGAGUUCGGUGAAUCUGCCUCGUACGAGCGAAGCUCACAGAAGAACAUGAGAACGAGGCCUCGUAGCAUUCCUGCCCUUAUAGUUUCCUGUAAAGUCGUGCAGCCGUGUACAUCAGCGCUUCCUCUGCUGCUAGUAGGACAGUCGAGUUACAGCUUACAACAUAAAGAAAUGAGUUUGAUUUGAGCCAGAAGAAAAGCUACUUUUUCUAAACCACAGCCUGCAAAUGUUCAUUCACUCAUUUGAUGUUUUGAUCAGCAGCUUGAGAUCUACUUAAUAAGGGAAGACUUGAUAUUUUAGCUUUUCCUCAUGCAGGGACUUCUGGGCAUUAGGAGAUGGAAUAUGUACUGUGAAGUUCAUGCAAAAAACACUUAAAUAGAGUUUUUAAUUUGUGCAGUCCAUAGUGCGUUUUUAUUUUUUCUGCAGGGAUCCGGCCAAACAUAUUUAUUAAUAUAACAACACAUGGAGUUAAUUUAGGACCUGACAGAUUGAUAGCAAAGGAAACCUGAACCCUCAGAGUAGAAGAAUAAAGGCUUAUUUGUAGGUACAUGUUAGUAUUUCACUUUCUUUAUUUUCACUUUUUCUCUAUCAGUGGUAUAGUUUUAAGUAGUCUGAGUAGGAAACGAUGAUGAUAUUUAACAGUUUGGCAGCAGCUUAAGAUGAUAUUUUAACUUCAAACAUUCUCCUUCAUCCUGCACUGAAAAUCGAAUUACUGAAAAUAGUUUGACGAUACAAAAGAAAAGGUCCAAUCAUGAGUACUGUGUUGCUUUUUUUUUUUUUUUUUUUUUAAUUUUUUGUGAAUGUGAAUGUUAGAAUUUGCCUCACAUCCAUUCAACUGCAGCCGACCUGAAUAUGUGAUGAUGUUGUAACUGGAGCUGAGACGAUCGAUUAUUUUAGCGUCGGAAAAUGGAAUCGAUUGAUCGUUCGAACAAAACUGACAAACACUUGCUGCUUUUCUUGGACUCUUGGUCAGACAAAUCAAGCGAUUUGUAUCUGUAUGUCAUGUUUUUAUUUUUGUUUGUUAUUUUUUUGGCAUUUUUUUUGCCUUUUUAUUUGACAAUUGAAAGUGCAGAGAGACAAGAAACAGAGGCAGAGACCUGCAACAAAGGUCUUGUGUCUGUAAUGGAAACACAGAUGUUGCAGUUAUUUACCAGUAGGGGGCCCCUAAUGGGCAUUUUCAACUUCUGGCAUUUUAUAGAUAAAAAAAAAAAAGAAUCAAUCAAAAAUAAUCGGCAAAUUCAUGAAUAAUGAUAAUUAUCUCUGUCGUAGUUACUGUUUUAUAGAUUUCUGUUAAAAAGGCACCUUGAGAUCAUGUAUGUUUACCAGAUGAUUUUGCACAUGUUCAGACUUUAUAGCGAGAUGAUGUUAAAAAAAAAAAAAAAAAAAAUCUCAACUAUUUGGAUUUCUGAACAGUUUUUAUAUGAUCACCGUGUAAAACCAGGUCAUUCCAAAUGUAGUGACCCAGUCGUGGAAACUUUGGUUGUUGUACAUGUAUUUGUCUUCCAGCUGUGCACCGUUUAUAAUCAGGUUGAAUUGUGACUGUAUGGGAAACAUCAGUGAAUGAUUGUUAUAUAGUCUACAACAUACUGUAUAGUCAUAUGGAUACCAUUAUGUUUUUAUUUUUCUAUCUUACUACAUGCACAGUAUUAUAAUGUUAACAAUGCACUUAUUUGUCACACGUUGCAUGAGGAUAGUGAGGUCAUGCAUGUGUUAUUGUAAGUAUACAGCCAACAUACUUGCCAUCUGUAUAACUGUGUCAACCUUUAAAACUCAUGUUAAUCAAUGUUCAGCCAUAUAUAUGUACAUUUAAAAACAAAUAAAAGUGACAUUUCAGACA